Messenger RNA from Acipenser ruthenus (sterlet), 605 nucleotides. Its product is annotated as peptidyl-prolyl cis-trans isomerase FKBP2. The transcript has 6 exons. Gene Ontology annotation, molecular function: peptidyl-prolyl cis-trans isomerase activity. NCBI's taxonomy places the organism in Eukaryota, Metazoa, Chordata, Actinopteri, Acipenseriformes, Acipenseridae. The coding region runs from base 136 to 552 and encodes 138 amino acids. The record is from RefSeq and is a predicted model, not a curated record. Gene Ontology annotation, biological process: protein peptidyl-prolyl isomerization.
GUUAAAAUUUUUUAAAAAUACGACAGUUAAAACUGUAGCUAAGGAGAUAAAACCGGAACUUGUAUUAUUUGCUUCCUGUGUUGAACUUCGUGUGGCGGACAGAGGAACGGAAAACAAAAAUAGUCUUCCUCCAGGAUGAAGGCCGGUCUUGUCGGAGCGGUGUUGCUUGUGGCUCUCUGCUCUUUUUGCCAUGGCGACGAGGGGAAGAAGAAACUGCAGAUCGGGAUUAAGAAGAGGGUGGAUAACUGCCCGCUCAAAUCGCGCAAGGGAGACGUCCUGCACAUGCACUACACCGGUAAACUGGAAGAUGGCACCGAGUUUGAUAGCAGCCUGCCACGAAACCAGCCGUUCACCUUUACCCUGGGCACAGGGCAGGUCAUCAAAGGCUGGGACCAAGGCCUUCUUGGGAUGUGCGAAGGAGAGAAAAGAAAACUGGUCAUUCCUUCUGAACUGGGGUAUGGAGAUAGGGGAGCCCCACCAAAAAUCCCAGGUGGCGCUACUCUGAUCUUUGAAGUGGAGCUGCUGAAGAUCGAAAACCGAUCAGAACUGUAAAUUUGCAAACCAAAUCCCUCACACUGCCACAAUAAAGAACGGCAUUUCAGCAA